This is a messenger RNA of Cornus florida, 1955 nucleotides long. RefSeq lists its product as uncharacterized. Gene Ontology annotation, molecular function: RNA polymerase II complex binding. The record is from RefSeq and is a predicted model, not a curated record. Gene Ontology annotation, cellular component: RNA polymerase II, holoenzyme. The transcript has 8 exons. Gene Ontology annotation, biological process: mRNA 3'-end processing. The coding region runs from base 288 to 1769 and encodes 493 amino acids. Lineage: Eukaryota; Viridiplantae; Streptophyta; Magnoliopsida; Cornales; Cornaceae.
UUAAACCUUUCCCUCUCUCCGUCCUUAUAUGCACGCACCGUUUGUUUCUUAAACCAGAAAAGACCACAGACGACGACGCCUUUGUACUUUUUAUUCUCCGACUAACUCCCCCAAACAAAUCCCUAAUUUCACUUCGUUCAUCAAUAAAUCCAUCACAGUUCGCCCCCCACUACCACCUCUUUCUUGAAGACGUUUUCGCCGACUCGUCUCUGUUACUCGCUUCUUUUUCGAAGCUUAACUGAUAGGUCUGCCUCGUAUGCUUAGUUGAGCAGCUCUUUUCUGAAACAAUGGGCAGUUCAUUUAACCCACAGAUUUUGGUGGAAAAGCUGAUCAAGCUCAAUAAUUCACAGCAGAGCAUUGAGACUUUAUCACAUUGGUGUAUUUUUCACAUGAACAAAGCAAAGCAAGUUGUUGAAACAUGGGCUAGACAAUUUCAUUGCUCCCCACGUGAGCAGCGCUUAGCUUUUCUAUAUCUCGCAAAUGAUAUUCUGCAGAAUAGUAGGCGAAAGGGUUUGGAGUUUGUAGAUGAGUUUUGGAAGGUUCUUCCUGAUGCACUUCGUGAUGUAACCAAAAAUGGGGAUGAGUUCGGAAGAAAUGCUGCUCAAAGAUUGAUCAGCAUUUGGGAGGAAAGAAAGGUUUUUGGCUCCCAAGGGCGGAUUCUCAAGGAAGAGCUCAUAGGAAGGCACCUGGAGAAUAGUAGUAGUAGAGAUGGGAAGCAUUUAGGAUUCAAACUGAAAAAUUCUGCUGGAAAUGCUUUGGGAAAUAUAGUUUCAGGUUAUCAAAUUGUUUAUGGUGGCCAACUGGAUGAGGAUGCUAUCUUGAGCAAAUGUAGAAAUGCUAUUAGCUGUGUUGAAAAAGUACACAAGGAAAUUGGUGGUCGUAAACGUACUAAUUCGGGGCAACUCGAUGGAUCUGGCCUUGUGGACGAACUUCAGGAGCAGCACACAAUAUUAAAAAACUGUAGAGAACAACUAAGGGCAGUUGAAACAUCAAGAGCAAAUCUUGUGUCUCAUCUGAGGGAGGCUCUCCAGGAACAGGAAUUUAAGCUGGAUCAAGUCCGCAGUCAACUUCAAGCUGCUCAGUUCCAGUCAGAACAGGCAGGUAAUAUGUGCAGUCGGUUACUGAACUGCAACAAAGUGCACGAGCUAGUUGAGCAGAGCAUGGAGAAUUGUACCUCCGAAGCGUCUCAUAGUUUCAUAGCAGGAAACGGUGAACAAUCAGCUUCCUUAAUGUCCACUCGACAGGUACCUUUUUCCAAAAAUUCCAGUAGCAUCGAAGGAGUUCCCAUAUCUGCUGCAGCGUCAGUGGCAGCAAAGCUCACAGCAUCAACAUCCUCAGCCCAGAUGCUCUCUUAUGUUCUCUCUUCCCUGGCAUCAGAGGGGGUGAUUGGCAAUUCGAUUAAAGAAUAUUCCAGCGGUUAUCCUUCUGAAAAAAGACCUAAGUUUGAGAAUCCUCAACCACCAGUUCAACCUUUUCCACAUCCCGAGUCACUGCAACAAAACGUCUGUGUCACUGACCAAGAAUCAAAUUCACAUGAGCAACCACCUCUCCAAUCAUCCCGUCCAUCGGUGCCACCAGUAUCACCCAUGCAGUCAUCUCUAGUGCCCCAGUUUAUGCAGACUGCUGGACCAACAACUAGUGUAUCAAUCAAUGGUGUUUCUCGCUUUGCAGCCCCUUCAACAAAUCCUUACCACAGUUUUCAAGGAUCAGAAGGUGUUUUUUACAGCCAGCAAUCAUCUUUGCCAAUGGCACCAAUUUAUCGGCAAUAGAAUUAUGUUUCUUCCGGUGCUUAUAAGGGAGAAGUUUUGGCAUUGUAUUUUAAGACGCUUAUGUUUAAACACAAGGAGCUUCUUUGUUAGCUGGAAGUCUGAUUACACAAGUAAUUAGAUUCUACACGUCUUAAUUAAUAGAAUGCCUUUGCUAAGAUAUUUGAAUCUUAUUAAUGUGUUGUCCUA